AUGGUGUAUGGAGCCGUUGCAUUGGGAGGCAUUACCAGAUUGACUGAAUCAGGGCUAAGUAUGGUGAAUUGGGAUCUUUUUCGUACAAUGAGACCUCCAUGGGAUGAAGAUCAGUGGAAACAGGAAUUUGAACGUUACAAACAAUUUCCAGAGUAUAAGUUCAAAAGUAGUAAUGAAGAAAUGACGUUGGUAGAUUUUAAAUUUAUUUGGGCCAUGGAGUACAUCCACCGCAUGUGGGGACGAGCGUUAGGCGUCAUUUUUCUACUUCCUUGUGCAUAUUUUUGGAGUAAAGGUCAUUUCGCUGCUGCAAUGAAGAAAAGGAUGUUUAUUGCCGGUACUUUAGUUUGCUUACAAGGGCUCAUUGGUUGGUGGAUGGUAAAAUCAGGAUUGGAUCCCAAUAAUAAUUCUAACAAACAAAUACCGCGAGUGUCGGAAUAUCGUUUAGCUACUCAUCUGGCACUUGCCUUUUUGCUGUAUACAGUAUUUUUGUGGACUGGUCUUUCAUAUGUGUUUAUUCCACACAAUGUUAGUUUUAGAAUCGGGCAAUUGCGUAGCAUGACACAUUUAUCAAAAACUCUGAUCAUUUUGACCGCAAUAAUGGGCGCUUUUGUUGCUGGCUUAGAUGCGGGAUUAGUGUACAAUACAUGGCCGAAAUAUGCAGAAAGCUGGUUUCCAGAAGAUUUGUGGAUUAAAGAUCCUAAAUGGCGAAACAUUUUUGAAAAUCCCACGACUGCUCAAUUUAUGCAUCGGAAUAUGGCAUAUUUGACACUGCUAUCAGUAACACUUACUUGGUUGAUUGGACGUCGUAUGCGUCUCGGUCAGCGUGCUAAAUUUGCUUUACAUUCAAUGAUGGGUAUGAUGUAUGUUCAAGUGAUUCUAGGAAUUGCAACAUUGGUGCACUAUGUUCCAGUCUACCUGGGUGUCAUGCACCAGAGUGCAUCGAUGGUUUUAAUGACUUGCGUGUUCUGGCUUUCUAAUGAAAUUCGUCGUAUCCCCAAGUAG
Molecule: messenger RNA, 1002 nt
Organism: Thelazia callipaeda (thelaziosis nematode)
Lineage: Eukaryota; Metazoa; Nematoda; Chromadorea; Rhabditida; Thelaziidae
Source: the annotation of a GenBank genome assembly